Molecule: messenger RNA, 833 nt
Organism: Lecanosticta acicola
Lineage: Eukaryota; Fungi; Ascomycota; Dothideomycetes; Mycosphaerellales; Mycosphaerellaceae
Source: the annotation of a GenBank genome assembly
AUGGCCGCCAAGCGCUCUCUCCCGCUGUUGUCUCUCCCAUCUCCGCUACGGACCUCGACAUGCAUCCAAUGUCAGCGCCAACAGGUUCGCGCUCUUCACAAGCUCAACGCGCCAGCAAUCCGUAUGCCUCUCUCACUAUACCAUCCUACUUGCACCAUUGACAUCUCUUUCCAGGCAUUCCUAAACCCACACCAUUCGUUCCAGACCCCACCGCUUUCCUCACCCUCAUCGGCCGCAACAUGUCCGCACACGCCGCCAAAAUUCCCUCCUGGGAAGCCCUCUUCAGCCUCUCCGGCCAACAACUCAAAGCAUCCGGCAUCGAGCCCGCGCGGGCACGACGAUAUCUCAUGUGGUGGCGCGAACGCUUUCGAAACGGGAUAAUGGGCAUUGGCGGAGACCUCAAGGAAGUCAAAGAUGGAAUCGCAGAAUUACGGAUAGCUGAAAUACCAAACGAGAAACUUCACGCUACGAUUUCCCAAGACGAGGGGAUGAAGAAAGUGGUGGUAAACGUUCCACCGACAGUGGUCUUACCAGAGGAUCCAGCCAACCCGAGGCCGAAAGAGCGGAAGAAGAAUGUCCUGGAAGCACUUGCGCCUCCAAUGAGGAUGAGUCCGAAGCAGGCGCACGUUGUGAAAGGCAUGAAGAUCGUGCAAGGCAGCACUAUUGGCGGCACGGGUGUGGAGUACGUAAAGGGACAUCAGGGUGUGGCAAAGCUGCGGGUCCAGGAAGGGCUUUGGGAACAGAAGAGAGGACGCAAGAUCGAUGGUGGUGAGAGAAGGCGAGCUAUGGUGAGGUUCAAGAGGAGAGCUACUGAGAGGAAGAACUCGCGAUAG